AUGCAGGUCCGAACAUUGCCUGCCCCUGUAGCACAGGUAACACUUGCCAUACAAGCAACGAUGGUGCUGCACACUGUCCAUAUUAUCCUUAUGGCGGUGGCACUGGGUUUCAGCCAUACUGGAAUCAAAUCUAUCCACCCGGCUCCUAUCCUGGGCCAGAAAAUCCUUUUUACCAUUAUCCACCCGGCUAUCGGAAUCCUCUCCAACCUGGGUACCCUUCCUACCCACCAUCAGGGCCUGGAAAUGGAUUUGGCCCUUCUGGCCCUUCUGGCUUAA
This is a messenger RNA of Penicillium canescens, 276 nucleotides long. RefSeq lists its product as uncharacterized. The record is from RefSeq and is a predicted model, not a curated record. NCBI's taxonomy places the organism in Eukaryota, Fungi, Ascomycota, Eurotiomycetes, Eurotiales, Aspergillaceae. The transcript has a single exon. Bases 1 to 276 code for a protein of 91 amino acids.